Molecule: messenger RNA, 1953 nt
Organism: Opisthorchis viverrini
Lineage: Eukaryota; Metazoa; Platyhelminthes; Trematoda; Opisthorchiida; Opisthorchiidae
Exons: 11
Coding region: 1-1953 (650 amino acids)
Biological process (GO): cellular response to unfolded protein; protein refolding
Cellular component (GO): cytoplasm; mitochondrion
Molecular function (GO): heat shock protein binding; misfolded protein binding; ATP binding
Source: RefSeq, a predicted model, not a curated record
AUGCUGGCUCUCGAGAAAACGCGCUUCAUGUCGCGCCUGCGACAACCAUUGGCGUGCAUGUCCUCGGGCCCCAAGGGGCAUGUUAUUGGGAUUGAUUUGGGUACGACCAAUUCCUGUGUGGCCGUAAUGGAAGGCAAACAGCCAAAAAUACUUGAGAAUUCGGAGGGAUCUCGAACUACCCCAUCAGUUGUGGCAUUCACCAGGGAUGGUGAGAGGCUGGUUGGGGCUCCUGCGAAGCGUCAGGCGGUCACUAACUCUGCCAACACAUUCUCCGCGACUAAGCGCCUCAUAGGACGUCGUUUUGAUGACCCGGAAGUGCAAAAGGACAUGAAGAACUGUUCCUUCAAGAUCAUCAAAGCAUCAAACGGUGAUGCAUGGGUUGAGGCUCAUGGAAAGGCCUACUCUCCUAGCCAAAUAGGAGCGUUUGUUCUCAUGAAGAUGAAAGAGACGGCAGAAAAUUAUCUGGGGACGAAGGUAAAGAAUGUGGUUAUCACUGUUCCCGCCUAUUUCAAUGACUCUCAACGUCAGGCCACAAAAGAUGCUGGCAAGAUAGCCGGCAUGGAGGUGCUUCGGGUAAUUAAUGAGCCAACUGCUGCGGCCCUCGCCUACGGAUUAGACCGUGUUGGGGAUAAAACGAUAGCCGUUUACGAUUUGGGUGGCGGUACGUUUGACAUAUCUGUCCUGGAGAUCCAGAAGGGAGUUUUUGAGGUAAAGUCAACGAACGGUGAUACAUUCCUCGGAGGGGAAGACUUUGACAACGAACUGCUGAGGUACCUCGUCACAGAAUUCAAGCGUGAGCAAGGUAUCGAUGUCACGAAAGACCCGAUGGCCGUACAAAGAGUCAAAGAGGCUGCAGAAAAGGCUAAGAUUGAACUUUCCUCUUCCCUGCAAACAGAUAUUAACUUGCCCUAUCUUACAAUGGACAGUUCUGGGCCCAAGCAUAUGCAUAUGAAACUAACCCGUGCAAAGUUCGAGUCUUUGGUAGAUCCGCUGAUCAAAAGGACUAUUGGGCCUUGCGAAAAGGCCUUGAAAGAUGCCGACAUAAAAGCUUCCGACCUCGGAGAUGUAAUAUUGGUUGGUGGCAUGACCCGUAUGCCGAAGGUGCAAGAAACUGUUGAGAAACUUUUUGGUAAGACUCCCAGCAAGAGUGUGAACCCAGAUGAAGCCGUCGCUAUGGGUGCUGCCAUUCAGGGUGGUGUGCUCGCAGGUGAUGUGACGGACGUAUUAUUGCUAGACGUUACUCCGCUGUCACUGGGCAUCGAGACGCUUGGAGGGGUUAUGACCAAACUAAUCAAUCGGAAUACCACGAUCCCAACGAAAAAGUCGCAAGUGUUCUCCACAGCCGCCGACGGCCAAACUCAAGUCGAAAUCAAAGUUUACCAGGGUGAAAGAGAAAUGGCUUCGGACAACAAGCUUUUGGGUCAAUUUUCCCUGGUUGGAAUCCCUCCCGCUCCUCGAGGCGUUCCGCAGAUAGAGGUUACAUUCGACAUAGAUGCGAAUGGAAUCGUAAAUGUCUCGGCCCGCGAUAAAGGUACUGGAAAGGAACAACAGAUCGUCAUUCGUUCCAGCGGUGGUCUGAGUAAAGAUGAAAUAGAGAAUAUGGUGCGAAAUGCGGAACAAUACGCGGAGACCGACAAAAAGAGACGUGAUUUGGUUGAAGCUAUAAACCAGGCUGAAGGUGUCGUUCAUGAUACUGAGGCUAAGAUAAAUGAGUACAAGGACCAACUCCCUGCGGACGAACGGGAGAAGCUGGGGACACAAAUCCAGGAGUUGCGACAGCGGCUCAGCAACAAGGAAAAUGAGACAGCCGAUACCAUACGAGCAGCCACAAAUGAGCUACAACAGGCUUCUCUGAAAUUAUUUGAGAUUGCAUACCGGAAGAUGGCCAAUGACUCGAGUUCAGGGUCUGCCUCAGGAUCCAGCUCUGAUCAAUCUUCUCAGCAGAAACAAUAG